Anopheles merus is the source of this 680-nucleotide messenger RNA. RefSeq lists its product as uncharacterized. The record is from RefSeq and is a predicted model, not a curated record. The coding region runs from base 135 to 680 and encodes 181 amino acids. Gene Ontology annotation, molecular function: acyltransferase activity, transferring groups other than amino-acyl groups. The transcript is spliced from 3 exons. NCBI's taxonomy places the organism in Eukaryota, Metazoa, Arthropoda, Insecta, Diptera, Culicidae.
UAGAGUGUGGCGAUUUCAAUUUUACAGAGCAAAGACAUGGCCACAAGAUCCUGUUUGUUUGCAUUUUCCAGGUUGUACAUAUACGAACGAAUGAAAGUGUAGGUAUUUUUUGUCCACCGGACAAACUAGAGCGAAUGGAAUUGAUUAAAGACGAAGACGUUCUGUUUGAAUGGCAUAGUCCACUAUACAUGAACUUUACACAUGUAGGUAUUAUGUUUAAGAUGGAAGAAAUUUUCCGAGAAAAAGUUAAUGGAAGACUAGAGGGUCACAUUUACGGCGACAUUUACGUACACGAAUGUCCCGAUGAGUUGAACUUAGUGCUAGAACCAUUAGCAGCGAAUGAAGUGAUCAUGAAACCUCUGUGCAUCGACGACGUAAAGGAUAUACACGAUUUAUAUCCAGCAGGUGAUAUCGAAAGUUUAGAGUUAUUUGAAAAGCUAGUUACCCAGCUUCCAGGCUUCGGUGUGUUUAAUCAAUCGGAUAAUGAACUAGCUGCAUGGAGUUUGCAGUCAUAUUAUGGUGGAAUGUUCUCCAUGCAAACAAAACCAAAAUUUAGAAGAAAAGGAUACGGUAUUCAGCUAGCACAAUCUCUGACUAAAUUGGUAAUUCGUCGCGGAUACAUACCCUUUGUUGUCAUAGGCCAGAAAACGACGCUUCUCGUGGACUUUAUACGAAGCUAG